AUGAUGAUGCCAGAGAAUAGGAGGAAUGGCGAAGAAGCAGAUGAUGAUGGUGGGGCUCAUGAGGAUCUAGAUAGAGGUCCUGCGCCCCAGGCAACCAUGGCUAUGGGUGGAGUAAAAUCAGAUGCACUGAGAUCCAACCGCUCCUAUGCUAAAGCGGUAGGGAAUGCAUCAAGGCCUGUGAUCGACUCUCUUCCAGAACCGAUUCAAGCAGGGAAGAUUAGAAGAAUCAUAAUCCCUCAAUGGGAUUACGAAUCUAAGAGGCAGUCUUUCCGCUUUGCCCUUAUUGGAAGGGUCAAUUUCAGAGCUCUUUCUUUGGAUGCUCUAAGAAAGGAGGCCGCAGACAAAUGGAACCUAAGCCAGAGGGUUACUAUGCAUCCCCUUGGAAACGGUUUUGUUAUCUUCCAAUUUCAACGUGAAGGGGAUAAGGUGGCAGUCUGGAGAAGAAGCCCUAUGAAAAUAGGCUCGCAACUCAUUCGUUUCCAACACUGGAAACUGGACUUCAACAUCCAUGUUAAGCAGACCUGGUCCAAGCUAAUCUGGAUACGAUUCCCUGACCUCCCCUUAGAAUAUUGGCACGAGAAUGUUCUCUUAUCCAUUGCAAAAGUUGUAGGGAGACCUGUUGCCCUGGAUCACCAUACCAAGCAGGGAUUAAUGGGUCACUAUGCUAGAGUACUAGUUGAAAUGGACACUACUGAAAAUGCAUCUCGCAUAGAGGAGGUUCAAGUUGAACGUCUCAAACCCGAUACAACGCGAGUUUUUGGAUUCAAACAACAAGUCCAGUAUGAAGAUGACAUUAGUCGAUGUGGCUUCUGCAAGAGGUUGGGACAUAAGGUGGGAGAAUGUAGAUCCAAGACACUUGAAGAUGAAAAACAAGCUGCUAUGGACAGGUCGGCCUCUGUACCUGGUGCAGUAUACGUUAAAGAUAGAGUGGACUUGGUCCGAGUUGCCUCUCACUCGGGUAGAACGCCCAUUGUGGAAAUCGCCCCUCAUGAUCCUCUUUCCAUAAUAGUAGCUUCACCUACCAAUCAAGUAGUUGGGAAGGAGGGCCACGAUUUGAAUGCAAACACUAAAAGAACAUCAAUUGAGGAACUGCACAAAUCUCCUUCUAUUUGUGUUGGACAGUCAGCCAAUCAGAAUGCUGAGAAGGGGGAGAUAUUCUGA
Messenger RNA from Macadamia integrifolia, 1161 nucleotides. RefSeq lists its product as uncharacterized. The record is from RefSeq and is a predicted model, not a curated record. NCBI's taxonomy places the organism in Eukaryota, Viridiplantae, Streptophyta, Magnoliopsida, Proteales, Proteaceae. The transcript has a single exon. The coding region runs from base 1 to 1161 and encodes 386 amino acids.